AUGCUGAGCGGCGACGAGGGAAAUGACCAGCAGAGAGUGGGAGUGGACCCGAGGCCUCAUCCAGGGCUUGGCGAGGAUGCAGGGAGCGCCGGCACUGGUGCUCCCUGUGGCUGCGGCAAGACCGAACUAGGGGGUGAUUUCUUUUCCGGGAAACACGGUAUGCAGAUUGAUGGGGUGUAUUGUAAAAGUGUCUAA
Messenger RNA from Loa loa (African eye worm), 195 nucleotides. RefSeq lists its product as hypothetical. The coding region runs from base 1 to 195 and encodes 64 amino acids. The transcript has 2 exons. The record is from RefSeq and is a predicted model, not a curated record. Lineage: Eukaryota; Metazoa; Nematoda; Chromadorea; Rhabditida; Onchocercidae.